Messenger RNA from Anthostomella pinea, 555 nucleotides. The record is from the annotation of a GenBank genome assembly. Lineage: Eukaryota; Fungi; Ascomycota; Sordariomycetes; Xylariales; Xylariaceae.
AUGGUUGCUUCGACGCGACACUGGCUGGACAAGGUCUACCUCGUUUACUUCCUCAUUUAUAUACCAGUCCUUUUCUGCGUCGACCUCGUGCCGCUAUACCCCCAAUCCCUCUGGGUCCCAGCAAACUCACCCCUGCACGUCCUUUACGACCUGCGGGUCUAUUACAUCACGACCUACAACGACCAAUUCUUCGCGCCGCCCCCCGCGGCCAUCCCAAGCUUCUUCCCCCUAUUCGCCUUUCUGGAGCUGACCUUCCACCUGCCCGUGUCACUAUGGGCCGUGGGCCAGUUGCUGGGGCGAGACGGGAGGGGGCUGAGCGGUAGAGCCGAGCUGCUGCUGCUUGUGUAUGGCGUCGAGACGGCGCUGACGACGGCGACUUGCAUGUAUGAGGCCUACCUGUGGGACCCGGCCAUCGUGAGCGCGCAGCAGAAGGUUGUGCUGCUUGGGGGUCUGUACGGAGGGUAUCUGGCGGUUGCGGUUUUGCUGACGGCGGACAUGUACGCACGGCUGCUCAAGCGCGUGGACGCCGUCGAUGGAAGGAAGAAAGUGCAGUAA